This is a messenger RNA of Bactrocera tryoni, 1886 nucleotides long. RefSeq lists its product as uncharacterized. Lineage: Eukaryota; Metazoa; Arthropoda; Insecta; Diptera; Tephritidae. The record is from RefSeq and is a predicted model, not a curated record. The coding region runs from base 159 to 1694 and encodes 511 amino acids. The transcript has 2 exons.
AGAGCAAUAAGCGUAUGAGGGCGCGGCCAAUAUCAAAACAAAAAUUCAAAACUAACUUAACUUACAUAAGCGCGUAGUGAAAGAGUGCGCGUGAAAUUACAAGUUUGUGUUUGUGUUGCGUUAUUUGUUUUCGUAAUUUAUUUGUAAACACUUCAACCAUGUUGGAGAGCAGACCAAAGCAAAAUAUUGCGGUAAAAAGUGUGCCCGCCGACGCCGCGUCACUGGAACAGCAAAGUGACUCACUUUCACCACAAGUUUUGGACGCUUACCGUGAGUUAGCCAAUCGCAAUGCCAUCGACGAUUUCGAAUUGUCUGUGCAGCCCAUAGGCGGACCUGGUGAAAAUUCCUAUGGCUCCGUGCUGAAAGUACGUUUAACGCCUACAAGCGCGCCAACGAAGUCAGCGGCGUUCCAUACGAUAUUGAAGAUCGCGCCUACAAGCCCAGCGCGCCGCACACAUAUGCGCGUCAAGGAUAUGUACACACGUGAAGUGUUUAUGUACGCAAAUGUGUUUAGUGAGUUUAACGCGCUGCACGUGCCACACGCGGCAGGAGUAACGCGCGCGCAGUUUAGUGCCGCGCCACAAAUGUUAUAUGCUUCGUUGAAAGACGACACUGAGUUUAUAAUUUUUGAGGAUUUAACCGCUGCAGAUUUUGCAAUCAACUCACGCACCAAUCUACCCACCUAUGAUUUGGUGGUGUGCGCCUUUCGUGCGCUCGCGCAGUUGCAUGCUAUGUCGUUUGUGCUGCAAGCGCGGCAGCCGGCGCACUUUGCCGCGUUGGUCGCACAAAUGGAUGACAACCUCUUUACGCCGGACAUGGAGGAAGUGUCAGUGGAGUUUGGCAAGAAAUAUGUGCGGCGCACGCGUCAUUUGCUCGAGGCAGACUUGAAGUUGAGCGGUGAAGAUACGCCAGAGAUGCGUGAGGUGCUGCAGGCGCUACAUAAGAUUGAGGAUAAUUUUCAAGGCAUUUGCUUGGAUGCAGUCGAUGGCGCGGCGUAUGCGCCCUACUCGGUUAUAUGUCACGGCGAUUUCUGGAAUAACAACAUACUCUACAAAUUCGAUUCCAACAACAAACAACGCAACACCGCCAUCAAGGCCAAACUGAUUGACUUUCAAAUUUCGCGCUACUCACCGCCAAUCUUGGAUCUGGUACACUAUCUUUACGCUUGCACAGAGAAACCGCUACGCGAUGCGCAUUUCAAUGAAUUCAUGCAAAUCUAUUACGACACAUUGGCACAGUUCAUACGCGACUACGAAUUGGACCCUGCUGUCCUAUAUCCCGAAACAAUAUUCCGCCAACAAUUAAGACAAUUCGGCGUCUAUGGUUAUUGCAUGUCCGCGUUUGCAGUGCCAUUCUUCGUGUCGAAUGCGAGUGAAUUGCCAGAUUUGGAUAAAGUCUCCGAGGCCAUACAAGAACUCUCCUCAUCGUCGUCGUCAUCGUCCGCAUCGGACAGUUCAGACACAGAUGCAGCAAGUGAUGACGGGAACGGAGCACGACAAAGUGAAGUAACGCGGCAGCGGCAGAAGAACAACCACAACAAAACAAUGUCUACAAAAAGUCAAAACGCCGCAGAGUUGGUCGAUGAACUGGAUAUUUUGACAGAGCGCACGCUGCCUAUAUUUAAAAGACGCAUGAUUGGCAAUAUUUUAGAUUUGCAGAAGUACCACAUGCUUGAAGCUGUAUUGAAGUAUUAAUAUGUGAAUGUGAAAGGAAGAAAGUAGUCAGUGGGAUAAAGAGAGAAAAAUGGGUAUCGGAGAAAGUGAAUAAGAGAGGGAAAGAGAGAAAGGAGGUGGAAGGAAAUAGAGAGUGAGAGAGAGGUAGGGAAAUUGAAAGAGUGAGGAAAAUAGGGAGAAAGAGAGGGAAAUAGUGAGCGAGAGUGGGGGAAA